AUGGUUAACUUCACAAGUCCAGAACCGAUGGAAUGCAACCCAGUUGACAAUGAUCGUAAACCAAAAAAGGUUAACCACAAAAUUGCUGAUCACCAAAACAACUAUGCCCCGGCAGAGGUAAAACAUGACACGGCCGAAUUUGAUGAUGAAUUCGAUGAUGAGGAAUUUGAUUUAAUCUACCGAAGGAACAAUAACAUCGCAUCACAAGAUUCGACCCCAGGAAGCCAGCAGAGUUUUGCGACGGGAAGCUUCAGCAAUGAGAACUUUGACAACCUCGCAGAAAGAAAUGCAGCUGAAUUCGCCGCAAAAGAAAAGGAGACCAGAGAAAAAGAAGAUAAAUCUGAAAAAGACAGAAGAGCAGACCAGAAAGAGCAAACAACUGAAAGCGAACGAAAGAAACACGCAGAAGUACAAGAAAGAACAAGUUUCAUCGCGUCCCAGCAAGAAACGGUAAUUGAUUGCACGCAGGCGCGUCAGGAGACAGCAGAGACGUCGGUAUUAAGACGAGUCGACACGCAGGAUUCGACCGAAGCAGAAAUUGAAGAGAGACGAGACCCGUGCUGUCUAAAAUACGAAAGAAUUAUAAUAAUGGACGAAAACGAAGGACCGUAUGAAGGAACGCCACCGUGCACAUUCCACGAAAGCUACUACAAGCGAUGGCUCAACAGUAUCAAAGAUAGAAGAAGCGGCGGAAAGGCAAAUAGAGAAAAAGCAGUGGGAAAGGCAGAAAAGAAAAGAUUCGCGCCCUACUGGAACUACGAUCCAAGCAAGUACGAAAAUAAGACAGUCGAGCUUCCUAAAACGCAUGUUACCAAAGAAUAUUUUGACGAGAAAGAAAUGUAA
Messenger RNA from Oikopleura dioica, 843 nucleotides. The record is from the annotation of a GenBank genome assembly. Lineage: Eukaryota; Metazoa; Chordata; Appendicularia; Copelata; Oikopleuridae.